Microthlaspi erraticum is the source of this 2388-nucleotide messenger RNA. NCBI's taxonomy places the organism in Eukaryota, Viridiplantae, Streptophyta, Magnoliopsida, Brassicales, Brassicaceae. The record is from the annotation of a GenBank genome assembly.
AUGCAGAGAUUAUCCUUAGGCGUGGAUUGGCUGAGAACAUUGGGGAAAUGCGAGCAUGACUGGGACAAACACGAAAUGUCAUUCACGUAUAACGGAGAGCGUAUUACGUUGUUUGGCGAUCCAGCUCUUCAAUCCAGUGGUCGCUCGUUUAAAGAUAAUCACUCGCUGAGUUGCUUGGAGUUAGUUGGAUGGGAUAUUGAGGCAGGAGAACUGAAUCAAACUGAAGUAAAAGAAGAUAUUCCAGAGAAGGUGCAAUCAUUGUUGGAUAAGUUCUCCGAAGUUUUUGCCGAACCAACUCAGUUACCACCUGUGAUCAAUCAGUUACUGGAUGAAUUACAUGGAGCGAGAGUAUUCUCCAAGCUAGAUCUCAGAGCGGGUUAUCAUCAGAUAAGGAUGUUGGAAAGACAUAUUGAAAAGACUGCUUUCAGAACGACGAAUAGGCACUAUGAGUUUCUUGUGAUGCCGUUCGGUGCCAGCAUAGAGGAGCAUGUGGAUCAUCUCGCUACAGUUCUGGAAGUAUUUGUGUCUCAUCAGCUGUUUGCGAAUCAGAAGAAGUGUAUGUUUGGUCAGUCGCAAGUUGAGUAUUUGGGACAUAUUAUCUCCUCAGCUGGUGUAGCAACUGACCCUUCAAAGACAAAGGCAAUGAAGAAUUGGCCUGUGCCAAAGACAGUGAAAGAGUUGAGAGGCUUUCUCGGUCACACCGGUUAUUAUAGAAAGUUUGUUAAAGGCUAUGGUACGAUUGCACGACCUUUAACCGAGCUAUUGAAGAAGGAUUCGUUUGACUGGGGUAACGGCGCACAAAUGGCGUUUGAAAAGUUGAAGGAAGCUAUGAUGACAGCUCCAAUUCUUGCCUUACCUGACUUUUCUGAGGUGUUUGUGGUAGAAUCUGAUGCAUCUGGCUACGGUUUGGGAGCAGUGUUGAUGCAAAACCAACGCCCGAUUGCCUAUUUCAGCUCCGGGUUAUCGGCAAGAGACCAAAUUAAACCAAUAUACGAGCGGGAAUUAAUGGCGAUCGUGUUAGCUAUUCAGAAGUGGAAACACUAUUUGUUGGGAAGGAAGUUUGUAGUUCACACGGAUCAGAAGAGUCUGAAGUUCUUAUUGGAGCAACGUGAAGUCUCAAUGGAUUAUCAGAAAUGGCUGACUAAACUCUUGGGAGCCAAUCUCUAUGAAUGCAAUGGAGCUGAUGUCAGUCACUAUUCCUGCCAGUCUACAGUCCAAGACAUCUAUAAGGAGAUUGAGGAUGACUCGUCGAUCCAGGACCACAUUGAGAAGGUUGUGGAGGGGUUAGAAGACAGGGAAGAGUUUACAGUGGUAAAUGGGAGGUUAUUUCGUAAUGGGAAGCUGGUGAUUCCGCGAAGCUCGUCUAUAAUUCCUUUGAUUUUGCAUGAGUUUCACUCAAGUGUAGAAGGGGGUCACUCAGGAGUUUUGAAGACUACUAAGAGGGUACAGACGGUUUUUUAUUGGAAGAAGAUGCUGUCUGAUAUUAAGAAGUAUGUCUCCGAAUGUGACACUUGCCAAAGGCACAAAUAUUCAACGCUUUCACCGGCGGAUCUUCUUCAACCAUUACCGAUUCCGAAUCAGAUUUGGGAAGAUCUCUCAAUGGACUUUAUCGAGGGCCUACCUACUUCUAAAGGUGUAAAUGUGAUCUUCGUGGUGGUCGAUCGCCUCAGUAAGUUUGCACAUUUUGUGAAGCUUAAACAUCCGUUCACAGCGUGCGACGUGGCAACCAAGUUUAUACAAGAGGUGGUUCGCUUGCACGGUUUUCCUGCUUCGAUUGUGUCUGACCGUGAUCGGAUUUUUCUGAGUAGCUUUUGGAAGGAGUUUUUCAAGCUGGCUGGGACGAAGUUGAAGUUCAGUACAGCCUUUCACCCUCAAUCUGAUGGUCAAACGGAGGUCCUAAACCGUUGCGUGGAGACUUAUCUUCGUUGUUUCGCCUCGUCACAUCCCAAGUCGUGGGCUACGUAUUUGCCGUGGGCAGAGCUAUGGUAUAACACCAACUUUCACACUGCCAUUGGAUCAACCCCUUUUCACGUAGUCUAUGGACGAGAGGCGCCUAGUUUGUUGCGGUUUGAGGAAGGCUCAACAGCAAACUUUGAAUUGGAGCAGAUGUUGCGAGAACGAGAUGGCAUUUUGAGAGCGAUAAAGGAGCAUUUGCAGAUGGCUCAGGCUCGGAUGAAAAAUAAUGCAAAUAAACAUCGCAGGGAGCUUUCUUUUUCCAUUGGCGAUAAUUUUUUUCUGAAGUUGAGGCCUUAUCGUCAACAAUCGGUUUCGAAGAGGCUGUAUCAGAAAUUAGCUGCCCGUUUCUAUGGUCCGUUUGAGGUUUUGGAACGCAUUGGACAAGUCGCGUAUCGUUUGAAGUUGCCCGAGAGUUCCAAGAUACAUAACUGA